GUACGUGGGGAACCUGUCCAGGGACGUGACUGAGGCUCUGAUCCUCCAGCUCUUCAGCCAGAUAGGACCAUGCAAGAACUGCAAAAUGAUCAUGGAUACAGCUGGAAACGACCCGUACUGCUUCGUGGAGUUCUACGAGCACCGGCACGCGGCCGCGGCGCUGGCUGCCAUGAACGGCAGGAAGAUAAUGGGUAAGGAGGUCAAGGUGAACUGGGCCACCACCCCCAGCAGCCAGAAGAAAGACACCAGCAACCAUUUCCACGUCUUUGUCGGAGACCUCAGUCCAGAAAUCACAACUGAAGAUAUCAAAGCAGCUUUUGCUCCCUUCGGAAGGAUAUCGGAUGCACGGGUGGUCAAGGACAUGGCAACAGGGAAGUCUAAAGGCUAUGGCUUCGUCUCCUUCUUCAAUAAGUGGGACGCGGAGAACGCGAUCCAGCAGAUGGGUGGGCAGUGGCUCGGGGGAAGGCAGAUCCGAACAAACUGGGCCACGAGGAAACCUCCAGCUCCAAAGAGCACGUAUGAAUCAAACACCAAACAGCUGUCGUACGACGACGUGGUCACCCAGUCCAGCCCCAGCAACUGCACCGUGUACUGUGGGGGGGUGACCUCGGGCCUGACAGAGCAGCUGAUGCGCCAGACCUUCUCCCCCUUCGGGCAGAUCAUGGAGAUCCGAGUGUUCCCGGACAAAGGUUACUCCUUCGUGAGGUUUAAUUCCCAUGAGAGUGCAGCUCAUGCCAUCGUCUCCGUCAACGGGACAAGCAUCGAGGGCCACGUGGUGAAGUGCUACUGGGGCAAGGAGACACCAGACAUGGUCAGCCCCGUGCAGCAGAACCAGCUGAGCUACCCCCAGCCCUACGGGCAGUGGGGGCAGUGGUAUGGCAGUGCCCAGCUCGGGCAGUACGUGCCCAACGGAUGGCAAGUUCCUCCCUACGGCGUCUACGGCCAGGCCUGGAGCCAGCAGGGAUUCGGCCAGACCCAGUCGUCAGCAGCGUGGAUGAGUCCCAGCUACAGCGUGCAGGGCCCCAGUGGCUGUGCUGCCCACCUGCCCACCCAGCCUGGCUACCGCGUGGGCUACGAGACCCCCUGA
Molecule: messenger RNA, 1087 nt
Organism: Acanthisitta chloris (rifleman)
Lineage: Eukaryota; Metazoa; Chordata; Aves; Passeriformes; Acanthisittidae
Gene: TIA1
Product: TIA1 cytotoxic granule-associated RNA binding protein
Molecular function (GO): mRNA binding
Source: RefSeq, a predicted model, not a curated record